This is a messenger RNA of Centruroides sculpturatus (bark scorpion), 1065 nucleotides long. RefSeq lists its product as uncharacterized. Bases 1 to 954 code for a protein of 317 amino acids. The record is from RefSeq and is a predicted model, not a curated record. Gene Ontology annotation, cellular component: membrane. NCBI's taxonomy places the organism in Eukaryota, Metazoa, Arthropoda, Arachnida, Scorpiones, Buthidae. Gene Ontology annotation, molecular function: ligand-gated monoatomic ion channel activity. The transcript is spliced from 6 exons.
AUGGNUUCUGGAAUAUUUGGAGACCUCAUUAAAGAAAAAGUGGAUACAUCUCCACAUAUGUACGUUAUCACAGCAGAUCGUUUUUCUGUAGCAACGUAUACGGUUCCAGCUAAAAUCUGGUUAGCCAUCGCUAUUACGACAAUUGUUGUGGCAAUAAUUCUAUCGAAAAUAAUGAAAUACAAUCAUCGAAAUGCAACAGAUGAAAGACAAUGGAACGUAAAACAAACGUUUUGGUUUCUUUUUCGAACAUUUUCUACACAAGGUGCAGAUAUACAUCAUAUAAUGAAAACCGCAUCUAGAAUAUCUGUAGGAAUAUGGCUGCUGUGCUCCAGUGUUUUAGUUUAUAGUUACGCUGGUAAAUUGGUAUCAUAUUUGAGUGCCCCAGUACAAAUACCUCUGCCGACAACAUUUCCUGAACUAGUAAAUGCAGUUAAAGCUGGAAAAUUAUCAUGCGGAGGAUAUAACACAGGAGGAGUAAACAGAUUCAUACGGAAAUCGAAAAAUGGUUGGAAAAAAAUCAUGAGAGAUCAUAUCUUAGAAAAUGGUAACUUCCUCAACGGCGACGACGAAGCAAUUUUUCGACUAAAACAGGGAAAAUUCGCAUUUAUUGGCGAUAUUUACAGUAUUACAAAAUUGAGGAAAAGAAUAAGAGGAAAAUGGUACAUAUCUGACGAUGCUCUCGGAACCUUUCCUGUUGGCUACGUCGUCAGGCGAACUUUUCCAUAUAAAAAAAACAUGAAUAAGUUUAACACCAGAAUGUUUGAAUCUGGAAUCAACGAUAAAAUAUUUCCAAGAGACAGAAUUCCUGAUGACGUGUCUGACUCAGAGGCGAAACCACUAACUUUGGGAAACAUUUACGGGCAUUUAUUUCUUCUGGCGAUUGGAUAUUUGAUAACGUUCAUUUGCUUUAUAAUAGAAACAAUUGUUGGAAAUUUCAAAAAUCAAACUCGUUAAACUCGGUAAACCAAAUUAGAUCUGGCGAUUUUCGUUCCGCUUAAUUGUUAACAUUUCUAAUUUUCGAAACGACUUAUUAUUUUAAAAUUUUCAAAACUAGUUCGAAAUAAC